AUGACCGCCGACGACGCCGUCGUGUGCGAGGUCCUCGUCGACGACGACGAGCGCGCGGGCGGCGACUCGCUCCGCAAGCUCGAGGCGCUCGUGGACGACCUGACCGUCUCUUCGUCCGCGUCGCAUCGCGGCGGCGCGGACGCCGACGACGCCGCCGCGUCCGCUCGCCGCCGCGCGAAUCUCAUCCUCCUGUGCCGACGCGUCGCCUCGGACGCGCGCGCGGCGGUCUUCGCGCGCGCGCACGGCGCGGAGCCCGUCCUCCUGUGCGCGCUCAACCGCGCGAUACGAGACGGCGACGACGCGCUCGCGGAGCUCGUCGGCGACGCGGUCGCCGCGAGCGCGCGAUGCGACGGCGGAGACGACGGCGGCGCGACGAUCGAGCUGCUCGCCGUCGGCGGGUCGCAGGUGGGCGGCGCGGCGGCGACGCGCGCGCCGGGGGUGGAGCGCGUGCGGUUGCGACGCGCGGGCGUCGACGUGGACGUCCACGAGUCGUCGUGGAACGACGCCGGGCUCGCGUGGCGGAUAUGGGGCGCGGCGAGGGUGCUCGCGCACGCGGUCGACGCGUCGAGCGGCGACGGCGUCGAGGAGGAGGGAGAAGAAGACGCAGACGGCGGGCUGGUCGACGCGCGCGGGAGGCGCGUGCUCGAGCUCGGCGCCGGGUGCGGGCUGUGCGGCCUCGCCGCCGCCGCGUGCGGCGCGAGGGAGGUGGUGCUGACCGAGGGCGCGCCGGGCGCGCUGAAGGCGCUCGAGCGCAGCGCCGCGGCGUUCGAAGCCGCCGCCGAGGAGGCUCAGACGGAGACGUCUGAAAAAACAUCCGAAAAAAAAACCGUGCGCGUCGCGUUUCUCGACUGGAGGGACGACAUGGCGCGCUUGGACGCCGACGACGACGGCGCCGCUUCGACGACCGCUUCUUCGACGAACUUCGUGCACAAGCGCGUCGGCGGCGACGACGCGUGGCUGUCGUCUCUCCCGAGACUCGCCGACGACGACGUCUUCGACUGCGUCCUCGGAAGCGACUUGCUCUACGACGCGUCGCACGCCGCGCCGCUCGCCGCGUGCAUCGCGCGACGGCUCUCGACCGCGCCUCGCGCGGCCGCGCACGUCGCGCUGGCGGUCCGACGCGGCGAGCUCGCCGCGGAGCUGUGUGAGCGCGCGGGAGAGCGCGGGCUCGUCGCGGAGGCGCGCGCGCUCGACGUCUUCGCGGGCGAGGCGUCGGCGCUCGAGACGCAUCAAGGGGGGCACGUGACGCGAGAGGAGCACCCGGAGGCGGAGGCGUGGCGCGCGGCGGGCGGGGAAGCGUUCGCGCGCGGGGACGGGCUGGUCGUGCGCGCGGGGACGGACGAGGGGACGAUGACGGAGGCGGUGCGAGGGUUGGAAGGACGCGUCGCGUUGUUCACGUUUCGCCGGCGCGCGUCCCCCGCGCGGCCGCGAACGAACGAUUGA
Molecule: messenger RNA, 1443 nt
Organism: Micromonas pusilla CCMP1545
Lineage: Eukaryota; Viridiplantae; Chlorophyta; Mamiellophyceae; Mamiellales; Mamiellaceae
Exons: 1
Coding region: 1-1443 (480 amino acids)
Source: RefSeq, a predicted model, not a curated record